This is a messenger RNA of Myodes glareolus (Bank vole), 4629 nucleotides long. Lineage: Eukaryota; Metazoa; Chordata; Mammalia; Rodentia; Cricetidae. The record is from RefSeq and is a predicted model, not a curated record.
AAUCCCAGCACUCAGGAGGCAGAGGCAGGAGGAUUCCGAGUUCAAGGCCAGCCUUGCCUAUAGAGUGAACUCCAGGAGGUAGAGAAAACCUUUUUUAACAAGUACGGCAGCAUCUACAGAUAAUCUCAGUACUUGUGAAGUAGAGGCAGAGAAGUAGACAUUCGAGGCCAACCUUGGCUAUGUAAAGAGUUCAAGACCAGCCUGGGCUAUGUGGGAUCCAGUCUUCAAAUAAAACGUGAAUACCGACCUUGUAUCCUUUUACUGCUGUGAGGGACUUUCCUCCCCACGCCCUUUCGUUGUGGGAGAAUAAACAGCACAUUUGUUUUCAGUUCUGUCCUGUGUGGUCUCGAGCAGGGAAACCUUGGAAGCAUCCAAGCCUGUCGCUUUCUCUCCGUUUUCCAAGUGGUUUCUUUCAUCGGCCCAUUUUCAGUUUGCUGUUCAUGGUUCCCAGUCCUCAUUGAACGUCAUUCAUACCUUCUGAGAAAGCAGGGAUCCACAUCACCCUCUCAUUCUAAUCUCAGAUGGUGUCUUCUCCCCUAACGUUUCACCACGCCUCAAAUACCAAGCAUUCUUAGUACAAACCAGCCACAACCCGCCAUCGCAAUAUCGAAAUGCAAGUUCCUAACCCCUAAUCCUUGUCUGUUUUGAUCUUUCAGGGUCUUCUUUUUACUGUACAGUGUUAUUUCUUAAAUAACACCUUUUCUAUAACCUGUACCUCUCAUGCCUUAGAGUGGCAGUUACACUUACAGACAGAGAGAAAGGGUCACGGGCAAGACAGAACAGGUAUGUGUCCAGCUGAGGAGCCCUGCGCCGGGCGGCGAUGCAGGCAUGGCAGGCAGAUUUGGAAGGGGAAAACAGGCAGUUACAAACGGCGCCAGUUUGCCCAGCACGAGGAGUGGUGGUGGUGGUUGGCUAAAACGCUGAAGAACACGCUUUGUAAGGGUCGCCAUCUGGGCGCGCUCCUUGCCUGGCAUGGCUCCCUUUCCCCCUGGCUCUGCCCCUCCCUCUGAAGACAGCUCUUCCUGGAAGCCCUUCCAGUGACCACCCAGGAAUGCGGGCUCCCUUACAACAUGCAGUGACAGCCGAGAAAAGGACGUUAAAGCUGGAAAUAUCCUCCUCACAGAACCAGGGCAGGUGAAACUGGCUGACUUUGGAUCCGCCUCCACGCGUUCUCCUGCCAAUUCCUUCGUGGGGACGCCAUACUGGAUGGCCCCAGAGGUGAUCUUGGCCAUGGAUGAAGGAAAGUACGAUGGGAAAGUUGACAUCUGGUCGCUCGGCAUCACCUGUAUAGAACUGGCCGAGCGGAAGCCCCCCCUCUUCAACAUGAACGCCAUGAGCGCCCUCUACCACAUCGCCCAAAAUGACUCACCCACGCUACAGUCCAGAGAAUGGACCGACUCCUUCAGGAGAUUCGUUGAUUACUGCUUGCAAAAAAUACCUCAAGAAAGACCAGCUGCGGUGGAACUGUUACGGCACGACUUCAUUCGGAGGGAGCGGCCACCACGGGUUCUCAUUGACCUCAUACAGAGGACAAAAGAUGCUGUCCGAGAGUUGGACAACCUGCAAUACAGAAAAAUGAAGAAGAUUCUCUUCCAGGAGACUCGAAAUGGACCCUUGAAUGAGUCACAAGAGGAAGAAGAGGACAGUGAACACGGAAGCAACCUGAACAGGGAGGUGGACAGCUUGGGCAGCAUCCACUCUAUCCCCAGCGUGUCAGUGAGCACAGGCAGCCGGAGCAGCAGUGUGAACAGCAUGCAGGAGGUCAUGGACGAGAGCAGCUCCGAGCUCGUCAUGAUGCAGGAGGAUGACGGCACGGUCAACUCCGGCUCCUCCAUGGUACACAAGAAGGAUCAUGUAUUCGUAAGGGAUGAGGCGGGCCACGGCGAUCCCAGGCCUGAGCCGCGGCCUACCCAGUCAGUUCAGAGCCGGGCCCUCCACUAUCGGAACCGAGAGCGCUUUGCCACGAUCAAAUCCGCGUCUUUGGUUACACGGCAGAUCCACGAGCAUGAGCAGGAGAACGAGCUGCGGGAACAGAUGUCAGGUUAUAAGCGGAUGCGGCGCCAGCACCAGAAGCAGCUGAUCGCCCUGGAGAACAAGCUGAAGGCUGAGAUGGAUGAGCACCGCCUCAAACUCCAGAAGGAGGUGGAGACGCAUGCCAACAACUCGUCCAUCGAGCUGGAGAAGCUGGCCAAGAAGCAAGUGGCUACCAUUGAAAAGGAGGCGAAGGUAGCCGCAGCGGAUGAGAAGAAGUUCCAGCAGCAGAUCCUGGCCCAGCAGAAGAAGGACUUGACAACUUUCUUAGAGAGUCAGAAGAAGCAGUACAAGAUUUGUAAGGAAAAGAUUAAAGAGGAAAUGAAUGAGGAUCAUAGCACACCCAAGAAGGAGAAGCAGGAACGGAUAUCGAAGCAUAAAGAAAACCUGCAGCAUACGCAGGCUGAGGAGGAAGCGCACCUGCUCACCCAGCAGAGACUGUACUACGACAGAAACUGCCGCUUCUUCAAGCGGAAGAUAAUGAUCAAGCGCCAUGAGGUGGAACAGCAGAACAUUCGGGAGGAACUAAAUAAGAAGCGGACCCAGAAGGAAAUGGAGCAUGCCAUGCUGAUCCGGCACGACGAGUCCACCCGAGAGCUGGAGUACAGACAGUUGCACACACUGCAGAAGCUCCGCAUGGAUCUGAUCCGGCUACAGCACCAGACGGAGCUGGAGAACCAGCUGGAGUACAAUAAGAGGCGGGAGCGGGAGCUGCACCGGAAGCAUGUCAUGGAGCUUCGGCAACAGCCGAAAAACUUAAAGGCCAUGGAAAUGCAGAUUAAAAAGCAGUUUCAGGACACUUGCAAAGUACAGACCAAGCAGUACAAAGCACUCAAAAACCACCAGUUGGAAGUCACUCCAAAGAAUGAGCACAAAACAAUCCUAAAGACACUGAAAGACGAGCAGACGAGAAAACUGGCCAUUUUGGCAGAGCAGUAUGAACAGAGCAUAAAUGAGAUGAUGGCCUCUCAGGCGUUACGGCUGGAUGAGGCGCAAGAGGCGGAGUGCCAGGCCUUGAGACUACAGCUCCAGCAGGAGAUGGAGCUGCUCAAUGCCUACCAGAGCAAAAUCAAGAUGCAGACGGAGGCCCAGCACGAGCGUGAGCUGCAGAAGCUAGAGCAGAGGGUGUCUCUGCGCAGAGCGCAUCUGGAGCAGAAGAUUGAAGAGGAGCUGGCCGCCCUGCAGAAGGAACGCAGUGAGAGGAUCAAGAUUCUCCUGGAAAGACAAGAGCGAGAGACGGAGACCUUUGACAUGGAGAGCCUCAGAAUGGGGUUUGGGAAUUUGGUGACAUUAGAUUUUCCUAAGGAGGACUAUAGAUGAGAUUAAAUUUUUUUGCCAUUUACAAAAAAAAAAAAUGAAAAAAAGAAAACAAAAAAAUUCAGACCUUACAAAACUACAUUCCCCAUUUUAACGGGCGUUGCUCUCACUUCACACUCUCUCUCUCUUUCUCUCUCUCUCUCCCUCUCUCUCUCUUUCUCUCUCUCUUCCUGACAUCGUGUCGGACUAGUGCCUGUUUUCUUACUCCAUCAGGGGCCCUUUCCUCCCCCAUAUCAACUGUCAGUGCUGGCCUGCCCGGCCGCCCCUACUGUCCACCGUCCACGCCCAGUACCGGUGUGGCCCACAGAGGUUCUGGUGAAAACCUUGCAAGUGGCAUUAGGGUCAGUCAGUCAAUCAACAAACGGCGAUGGAACACAGAUGUAUGUUGCUUUAAGCAAUCCCUCAUUGUCACCAACCAGUGAAAGUAAAGCAAAAAAAGAAAAACUAAAGAAAGAAAACUAAAUAAAUAAAUACAUGCCAAGGGGGAGAGAGACACAAAAUCCGCAGCCUUACACCUUAACCAGCUGCUGCAUAAUUUUAUUUUAUUUUAUUUUUUUGGUAUUUAUUCAUCAGGAAUUAAAAAAAACAAAGUUUUAUUAAAGAUUGAAAAUUUGAUACAUUUUACAGGAACUAAUUGUGAUGUACAUAUGAAGCGGUAACAUAUUAUUACUAUUUUGGGGCCGGGGUGGGUGGGCGGGGUGAAGAGAGCUUGUGAUUUUUAAGAACCUGCCGGCGAGCGUUUGCCUUGCCGUCAGCCUGGUCUACUGUAUCCCGGCAUCCUCUGCUGUUGCGGACGGUGCGAAUACACGUACGGAACUCACAGAAUCCCAGUAGCACAAAAUUGGGCUUUGGCAAAUCAUGUAUUUUGUGUAUAGAGGGAAUCUAAGGAGAGGAAUUGCUUAUUUUCAUAUUGUAUUUUAACUGUUUCUCUGAUCAAAAUUUUUUUACUUCCUCCUCCUGUUCCUCCCCCCACCCACGCCCACCCCCCCACGGUUUCCAGUUCAGUCUCUGGAGUUCAAUGUCUUUUCAGUCCAAUCAUCUCCGUUUAUUUCUCCUUCCCCUCCCCGCGCCCCCUAUCUUUGGUCAUAAAUAUUGCAUUAUCCAUCCUUUCAAACUGUGUAUUUUCUUACAAUAAAAAAUGAUGAAGAAAAAAAGGCUUUACUCCUUUUGCAUGCACCUUAAAAAAAAAAAAAACACUUAAACAUUUUUCAGGUUCCAAGGGAGAGCAUGGUUAACUGUCAGGGCUUUUACUUAUAUUUGUAAAUAAAAGUGUUCGUCACA